Molecule: messenger RNA, 4781 nt
Organism: Tarenaya hassleriana
Lineage: Eukaryota; Viridiplantae; Streptophyta; Magnoliopsida; Brassicales; Cleomaceae
Exons: 22
Coding region: 325-4689 (1454 amino acids)
Source: RefSeq, a predicted model, not a curated record
UUCUCUCUCUCCUCUCCCUCUUCCGCGAGGAAAGCAAAGCACUUUUUCUCUCUCUUGAAGCUGUUUCAGCCAUUUUCGGAGAGUUUUCUGUGGCUUUCUUCACAAUCUUCGUGUGGAAGACGACCUAUACAUACAUGCAUACAUAUAUGUAUCUACAGAUGUAUGCAUAGGAGUGCUGGAGAUAUCGAGAGGGAGAGUGCGUGUGGGUCUCUUAUGUUUAGCGGCGAGUUUAAGCUUCUUCAGACCCUACGCUCCAUGAAUCGGAUUGGGUUCUAAUAGAAACCCUAAUCAGGCUUCAACUGUGAUGACUCUCGCUACUGGUGGAUGGCUCGAUUUGACUUCUUCUUCCUCGCCUUCUUUGUAGUUAUUACGGCGUUUGCUGUAAACCCUAGCUUGUGCUCAGGUCAUGGAUUUUCGUUAGUGGUGUCGGAUUCGAAACUGGGUUUGGAUUCGGAUUUGGACCCGGAUUCGGAAUCGUUCCUUUUCCACCAGGAUUACUCGCCGCCAGCUCCGCCUCCACCACCCCCGCACGGACCCUCGGUGUCUUGCGCCGAUGAUCUCGGCGGGGUGGGGUUUUUGGACACGACUUGUAAGAUUGUCGCCGAUUUGAACCUCACGCGCGAUGUAUACAUUGCUGGGAAGGGCAAUUUUAUCAUCCUCCCCGGUGUUAGGUUCCACUGCCCAAUACCAGGUUGCUCCGUAGCUAUCAAUGUUUCUGGAAACUUCUCUUUGGGGGCCAAGUCUUCGAUUAUCGCUGGAACUUUGGAACUCACAGCUGGUAACGCUAGCUUUGCGAAUGGGUCGGCUGUGAACACGACGGGUUUGGCCGGAGACCCGCCGCCAGGGAUCGAUGGAUGUGGUGGGGGUCAGGGCGGCAGGGGAGCUUGCUGUUUGACCGACAAUAAGAAGCUUCCCGAGGAUGUCUGGGGAGGUGAUGCGUACUCGUGGUCGACUCUUCAGCGGCCGUGGAGCUAUGGGAGCAAAGGUGGAUCGACGAGCAGGGAGAUUGAUUACGGUGGUGGGGGAGGCGGGCGAGUGAAGAUGGAUAUUAUGCAGUUUCUGGAGGUUAAUGGCAGCAUUUUGGCCGACGGAGCUGAUGGAGGAGCCAAAGGAGGUGGUGGGUCUGGAGGAAGUAUCUUCAUCACGGCAUACAAGAUGACUGGAAUUGGACGGAUCAGUGCUUGUGGUGGAAAUGGUUAUGGUGGUGGGGGCGGUGGAAGGGUAUCCGUUGACAUUUUCAGCAGGCAUGAUGACCCAAAGAUCUUUGUGCAUGGUGGAUACAGUAUUGGUUGCCCAGAUAACGCAGGUGCUGCUGGGACGCUAUACGAUGCUGUUCCCCGUAGCCUUUUUGUUAGCAAUUACAAUAUGUCGACAGAUACUUAUACUCUUCUCUUAGAGUUUCCUUUCCAACCUCUUUGGACCAACGUUUAUAUUCAGGAUCGUGCAAGAGCUACUUGUCCUCUGCUUUGGAGUCGUGUCCAGGUCCAAGGUCAGAUUAGUUUGUUAUGUGGUGGCGUUUUAAGCUUUGGACUAGCGCAUUAUGCUACAUCAGUGUUUGAACUGUUGGCUGAAGAACUCUUAAUGAGUGACUCCACUAUCAAGGUUUAUGGAGCAUUACGCAUGACUGUCAAGAUGUUCUUGAUGUGGAAUUCACAGUUGCAUAUAGAUGGAGGAGGAGAUACAACUGUAGCCACUUCCAUGCUUGAGGCUAGCAAUUUAUUUGUUCUCAGGGGAUCAUCUGUUAUCCGGUCAAAUGCAAAUCUUGGAGUUCAUGGCCAAGGUUUCUUAAAUCUAACUGGACCAGGGGAUUCAAUUGAAGCACAAAGGCUUGUGUUGUCUCUGUUUUACAGAAUUUAUGUUGGGCCGGGUUCUAUUUUGCGUGGUCCUCUACAGAAUGUGUCAAAAGAUGCCGUUACUCCAAAGCUCUACUGUGAACAACAAGAUUGUCCUUAUGAACUAUUAAACCCACCGGAGGAUUGCAACGUCAAUUCAUCUCUGUCCUUCACUCUCCAGAUAUGUCGUGUUGAAGAUAUUCUUGUUGAAGGCUUCAUCAAAGGAUCAGUAGUUCAUUUUCACCGUGCAAAAACAGUAACCCUUCAAUCCUCCGGAGAAAUAAGUGCUAGUGGAAUGGGGUGUAGAGGUGGGGUGGGUGAAGGUAAAUUUCUUAGUAAUGGGAUUGGCAGUGGUGGUGGGCAUGGUGGUAAAGGUGGGCGUGUAUGUUAUAAUGGUAGCUGUGUAGACGGUGGCAUUAUGUAUGGAAAUGCAGAUCUGCCAUGUGAACUUGGCAGUGGAAGUGGCAAUUAUAGAUCAGAUUAUUCUGCUGCUGGUGGUGGAAUCAUAGUAAUUGGUUCGAUGGAGCAGCCACUAUCUGGUUUAUCCCUUGAUGGCUCAAUUAGGGCUGAUGGAGAAAGUGUCAGGCAUAUGGUAAGAGAUGAAAAUGGUUCUAGCAUAGGACCUGGUGGUGGUUCUGGUGGAACAGUCCUUUUGUUCUUGCAUUACCUUGCUCUAGGAGAGUCAUCUGUUCUGUCAAGUGGUGGUGGUUCUGGUAGUCCAGUUGGUGGUGGAGGAGGAGGAGGUGGGAGGAUUCAUUUUCACUGGUCAAACAUUCCCACCGGGGACAUAUACCAGCCUAUUGCUAGCGUAAAAGGAAUGAUCCAUACAAGGGGAGGACUGGGGGGAGAUGAGGGUUACGCCGGAGGAAAUGGCACAGUGACAGGAAAAGCUUGCCCAGAUGGACUCUAUGGUAUUUUCUGUGAGGAAUGCCCAUCUGGUACAUACAAGAAUGUCACGGGAUCUGAUGCGUCUCUUUGUCAUCCCUGCCCUGUUGAUGCUCUCCCAAGUCGUGCUGUUUAUAUUCCUGUCCGAGGUGGUGUUGCUGUGACACCAUGUCCAUAUCGAUGCAUUUCCGACAGGUAUCACAUGCCACACUGUUACACAGCGCUGGAGGAGCUAAUUUAUACGUUUGGCGGGCCUUGGUUGUUUGGCCUUCUUCUGAUGGGGCUCCUCAUCCUAUUAGCACUCGUACUUAGUGUUGCCCGGAUGAAAUUUGUUGGAGUUGAUGAUUUACCUGGUCCAGCUCCAACACACCAUGGCUCUCAAAUAGAUCAUUCCUUCCCGUUCCUCGAAUCGUUAAAUGAGGUGUUGGAAACAAAUAGAGCUGAGCAGUCCCAGAGUCAUGUGCAUAGAAUGUACUUCAUGGGCCCUAAUACAUUUAGUGAGCCCUGGCACUUGUCCCAUACCCCUCCAGAACAGAUAAAAGAGAUAGUAUAUGAGGCUGCAUUUAACACAUUUGUCGACGAGAUAAAUGCUAUAGCUGCAUAUCAGUGGUGGGAGGGUGCAAUUUAUAGUAUUCUUUCAGUUCUUGCCUAUCCGCUUGCAUGGUCGUGGCAGCAAUGGCGACGGAGAUUGAAGUUGCAGAGAUUGCGUGAGUUUGUACGUUCCGAAUAUGACCAUUCCUGUCUACGUUCCUGUCGCUCGCGUGCCUUGUACGAGGGCCUUAAGGUUGCUGCCAGCUCUGAUUUAAUGCUUGCAUAUCUGGACAUCUUCCUUGGCGGAGAUGAAAAGAGGACCGACCUUCCUCCUCGUCUCCAUCAAAGAUUUCCAAUGCCUAUAAUUUUCGGAGGUGAUGGAAGUUACAUGGCUCCUUUCUCACUACAAAAUGACAACAUCCUUACCAGUCUCAUGAGUCAGAUGGUUCCACCCACCACUUGGUACAGACUGGUGGCUGGUUUGAAUGCUCAAUUGCGUAUUGUACAUCGUGGGCGUCUGAAAGCGACUUUUCACCCUGUUUUGAGAUGGUUAGAGACUCAUGCUAAACCUGCUUUGGGAACACAUGGCAUCUGCGUUGAUCUGGCCUGGUUCCAGACUACAGCUUGUGGUUAUUGUCAAUAUGGACUUCUGGUCCAUGUUGCUGAUGAGAAUGAAUCAUCAUCACCUCAACAUGUUGGCGGAACAGGAUGGGCUGAUAUAGAUCCACGUUACAGUUUGACGAGUAUGUAUAAAGAAAAUUCUCCAGCACAUUUAAGAGAGAGUAUGCUAAACCAGCCCCACAGAGGCACCGAUGGUUAUACAAUGCGCAGAAGGAAUUAUGGAGGGAUUAUAGAACUUCAUAGCUUACCGAGUCUCAAAGAGAAGAGAGAUAUAUUUUUCCUUCUCUCUUUCUUAGUCCAUAACACUAAACCUGUUGGCCAUCAGGACUUGGUCGGCUUAGUUAUCUCAAUGUUACUUCUAGGAGAUUUUAGUCUAGUCUUGCUCACACUGCUCCAGCUGUAUUCAAUAUCAUUGCUGGAUGUCUUUUUGGCGUUAUUUAUAUUACCUCUCGGCUUACUUCUGCCAUUCCCUGCUGGGAUCAAUGCCUUAUUUAGUCAUGGACCCAGACGCUCUGCUGGUCUUGCCCGUGUCUAUGCAUUGUGGAACUUUACGUCCUUAGUCAAUGUGUUUGUUGCUUUUCUCUGCGGAUACGUUCACUAUAACAGCGAGUCAUCGGCGAGCAAAAAGAUCCCGUUUCAGCCGUGGAAUAUAAACAUAAUAUCUGGUGUCAGGGGUGAGAGCGAAUGGUGGAUAUUUCCGGCAGGACUGGUGGUUUGCAAGACAUUGCAGUCGCAGCUCGUAAAUCGGCACGUAGCGAACCUCGAGAUACAGGACCGCUCCUUGUAUAGUAACGAUUUCGAGCUCUUUUGGCAGUCUUGAUCCUCUCUCUCUCUCUCUCACAUUCUCAGGUACUUUCCCACUUGUACUAUUCAACGGCUCUUUCCAUCCAUCCAUCCAUAUUGGUUGGUUUA